AUGAGCAGUGCAACUUUUGGCCUGCGUUCAACCGGUGCGACAGAAUGGAGUAGCGACGUGGAACAGUGCGGCUCAGCAGUCAGUCCUGGAUCUGUGUCCAGUCAGUCCCUAACAACCAAUACCAGCACCAUGCUAGCGGCACCAGGAGCUGGAGCAGUAGCUCUUCCUGAAAAUAACGAGGCUGCAAGCAGCACUCAUCCCCGAUCAUUUUCAUCCAUCGAUUUUGCCGGUCUCAGUGGUGUCACGCUGCUUGCGGAUUUAGCCCAUCAUCACCAUCGUCAUAUUCUACAAACCGCUGAAUAA
Gongylonema pulchrum is the source of this 303-nucleotide messenger RNA. The record is from the annotation of a GenBank genome assembly. Lineage: Eukaryota; Metazoa; Nematoda; Chromadorea; Rhabditida; Gongylonematidae.